UGGAUCAAAGUUUGGUUAAACUGCUAAAUUUUGUAACUUCUUCAAAACAGCAAACCCAGGGGCUAAGAAUCUCCGCUUUCAGCAUUCAUUAAUCAAGCCUGUUAAAUGAUUACCCCACCAGGGCUGCUUUGUUGACAACUCUGCAUGAUGACAAUGUCAGUGGCACUGUCCCAAGACACAUCCAGUGGUGAUGUAAAGGACAAGCCUCCUUCACCUCAACUGGUGGGAUGGACACUACCAUGAAGCAUAUUUAAGGAAGGAGGUGCAUCCUUGGAAACCAGCAAUUUCAAGAGAGCUCCAAAGCAAGUGAAACGGGCUCAACUGAAAGGUACAGCAAAAUCCUCUCUGGAAUCCAGCUCCAGCUUCCAUAGACAAUUGUGAUCAGUAUUUUACAGCCAUCAACGAGAUCCACAACAGCUUCAACAAUGCCCCCACAGCUGAAAGCCGAUAUGAACGUCAUGCCCAAGGUUGUGCAGGGGGAUUGGGAGAGUCUCUCUCCAGAAGCCAGGGAUUUCAUCGAGACCAACGCCAAGCUGUGCCAGCCUGAGUGCAUCCACAUCUGCGAUGGCUCGGAGGAAGAGAACAAGAAAAUUCUGGACAUCAUGGUAGAACAAGGCAUGAUCAAGAAGCUGAACAAGUAUGAGAACUGCUGGUUGGCUCUCACUGACCCAAGAGAUGUGGCAAGAAUUGAGAGCAAAACUGUCAUCAUCACUCAAGAGCAGAGAGAUACCACUCCAAUCCCUAAAACUGGAACAAGCCAGCUGGGCCGCUGGAUGUCUGAGGAAGAUUUUGAGAAAGCCUUCAACACCAGGUUCCCAGGCUGCAUGCAAGGACGCACGAUGUAUGUCAUCCCCUUCAGCAUGGGGCCUAUUGGGUCACCUUUGUCCAAGAUUGGGAUCGAGCUGACGGAUUCACCCUAUGUGGUGGCCAGCAUGAGGAUCAUGACACGGAUAGGAACAGAUGUUUUGAAAGCCCUGGGCAAUGGGGAGUUUGUAAAGUGCCUUCACUCAGUUGGAUGCCCUCUGCCGCUAAAAGAGCCAUUAAUCAACAACUGGCCGUGCAACCCGGAGCUGACGCUGAUUGCUCAUCUCCCGGAUCGCAGGGAGAUCAUUUCCUUUGGCAGCGGCUACGGAGGAAACUCCUUGCUGGGGAAGAAAUGCUUUGCUCUCCGGAUUGCCAGCAGACUGGCCAAAGAGGAGGGCUGGCUGGCAGAGCACAUGCUGAUCCUGGGAAUUACCAAUCCAGAAGGUAAAAAGAAGUACUUUGCUGCAGCAUUCCCUAGUGCAUGUGGAAAAACUAACUUGGCCAUGAUGAACCCAAGCCUGCCAGGAUGGAAAAUUGAGUGUGUGGGUGAUGACAUUGCCUGGAUGAAAUUUGAUGAACAAGGCAACUUAAGGGCAAUCAAUCCUGAAAAUGGCUUUUUUGGUGUCGCCCCUGGAACCUCAGUCAAAACAAACCCCAAUGCUAUUAAAACCAUAUUCAAGAACACCAUCUUUACCAACGUGGCAGAAACCAGUGAUGGAGGUGUUUACUGGGAGGGCAUUGAUGAGCCCCUGCCAGCUGGAGUGACAGUGACCUCGUGGAAGAACAAGGAUUGGACCCCAGACAACGGAGAACCUUGUGCUCACCCCAACUCCAGGUUCUGCUCCCCAGCCAGGCAGUGCCCCAUCAUGGAUCCUGCGUGGGAGUCUCCCGAAGGCGUGCCCAUCGAAGGGAUCAUUUUUGGGGGCCGCAGACCAGCUGGUGUCCCUCUUGUAUAUGAGGCCUUUAACUGGAAGCAUGGAGUAUUUGUAGGAGCAGCCAUGAGAUCUGAAGCAACAGCAGCUGCUGAGCACAAAGGCAAAGUCAUUAUGCACGAUCCAUUUGCCAUGAGGCCUUUCUUUGGCUACAACUUUGGCAAAUACUUGGCCCACUGGCUGAGCAUGGCCCAUCGUCCUGCUGCAAAACUACCCAGGAUCUUCCACGUUAAUUGGUUCCGGAAAGACAGCCAAGGGAGAUUCCUGUGGCCUGGCUUCGGAGAGAAUUCCCGUGUGCUGGAGUGGAUGUUCAACAGAAUUGAAGGGAAAGCCUCUGCCAAACCAACUGCCAUAGGUUACAUCCCCACUGAUGCUGCUUUGAACUUGAAGGGUUUGGAAGAUGUCAACCUGACCGAACUGUUUGAUAUCUCAAAAGAGUUCUGGGAAAAGGAGGUAGAAGAAAUCAAGCAAUACUUUGAAGUGCAAGUUAAUGCUGACCUUCCCUACGAAAUAGAAAGGGAAUUGCUUGCCUUAGAGAUGAGGAUAAAACAGCUGUGAGCUGAUCAACCCACAAUUAUUUAUCAAUUCGCACACACUAAGACAAGGCAAACACAUUUUACCAAAUCACCACUGGAAGCAUAACAGCACACUGAUGGGCAGGGGGUUAUAAUGAAAGUAGGUCAUAGCUUAGUUAGGAUAUAGAUGCAGAGACAUUCUAGAAAUAACUCCAGACCUAAUGAUUUAUAACUACAUCGGUUGUUGUGAAUAGGUGAGCAGCUGUGGGAGUGCACGUGCACAGGGUCUGAAACCUCUGUUCUGUCACUUACGUGCACACAGAGCCAUGAUGGGUGUAAAUUAUUUGCCUAGUUCUGCAUGUACAAUCCAAACCAAUCCAGCCUUCAAGUUGUAGCACAUUGUUUCCAUCACAGAAACCUCUGGAGUCCCAGACUCCACUGGAAAGAGGAGAGAAAAUUAGAUGCUGUAUAUAUGUAUUACCUAAACAUAUUUCAUGUCUUAAAUACUUUUUAGAAAAAUGAAGUUGUAACUAUCAGAGUGAAAGAUGACUUUAUAUUACUAAUGCAUAUUUAAGAUAUUGCUAUUAUAUAUUACUCAUGUUCCUGUGAUUUCCAGAUGUUUUGAAUGGCUUGUUCUUAAACUAUAAAAUAAAUGUUUAUACAAAAUAUUA
Passer domesticus (house sparrow) is the source of this 2922-nucleotide messenger RNA. RefSeq names its product phosphoenolpyruvate carboxykinase 1 (gene PCK1). The record is from RefSeq and is a predicted model, not a curated record. Bases 426 to 2294 code for a protein of 622 amino acids. The transcript has 10 exons. Gene Ontology annotation, cellular component: cytosol. Gene Ontology annotation, biological process: gluconeogenesis; response to starvation; cellular response to glucose stimulus. Gene Ontology annotation, molecular function: phosphoenolpyruvate carboxykinase (GTP) activity; GTP binding; manganese ion binding. NCBI's taxonomy places the organism in Eukaryota, Metazoa, Chordata, Aves, Passeriformes, Passeridae.